AUGGGGAACGCACCGGCAAAGGAGAGUCGUAGUCGGUCUCAUUCACAAGCAUCAACUACGUCUAUGAUUUCCAACCUGCUGCCAACGAUUCUGUCAUCGUUAGGAGCCGGUCGGUCAAGAGCUCGCAGUUAUAGUGGAGCAUUCAGUGUCAACACUAAUAACACCAAUAGUGCUGGACUAUUAGGGAUUUUAGGGGGGUCAAAUAGUAUCGGAAGUGCCGGAGGCGAUAAGAAGAAACGUCAAGAAGAAAAGGUUAAACAAAAGGAACUUCAUUAUCAAGAUUUGGUUGUUCGAUAUUAUGAAAAUGUUGAUGGAGGUUAUUUGGCUCCUUAUGGUACUUAUAAAUCAAAUUUAGAUUUUAAUACUGAAAUAGUCCGUAAUUUGGUGAUUGCAAGACGGUUGGCUCCCUUUUAUACUCCAUUGCAAGAUUUCGACCCAAGUUGGUCAGAUAAUGAAUUGGUGGUACUCUUAAGUCAAUUAACUUUACAUCUGAUUGAAACUGCUUAUAGUGAAGAUGAAGAUGAAGAUGAUGAUAUUGAUAGUCGGAAACUACAUAAAUCGGCAAACUAUUAUAGGCGACAAGAACAACGGACUAAAUUGAAGCAAAUCAUUGCUGUUGCCAAAGAAACUCAAAAACAUGAAGAACAGGUGUUUUUAGAAGAUAAAUUAAAAUUAAAAUCAACCCAAAGUCAAGAUCAAAGUCAAAUUCUUGAUUUACCUUCUCGUGAUUUGCUACUUGCAUUAUACAGAAAUGCAUCUGAAUGUCCCAUUUGUUUCUUAUACUUUCCUCAACAUUUCAACAUUUCUCGGUGUUGUCAUCAACCCAUUUGUUCUGAAUGUUUUGUUCAAAUCAAGAGAUUGGAUCCUCAUCCACCUCAUGAUGAUCCCUCUCAAACAUCUUCCAACCCCAAUGAGACUCCUCAUACUUUGAUUUCAGAACCUGCCAAUUGUCCCUUCUGUGCCAUGCCGGAUUUUGGUGUAACAUACACCUCACCUUCUCAUAUUAGUACGGGGAUUGAAGGGAUGACCAAGCCAGGGUUAUUCAAAUCGUUUGCUAAUAUUCCAGAAGACGACUCCGUCAUUAUGGAUGUGUCUCCGUCAUCGCCUGCUACCGGGUCAUCUUCUUUAUCUCCACAACGCCGGUCUCGGAUGUCUGGGUCAAGUCCCGUUGGUGGUGGUUACCCUGCCAGAAGAAGAUCUUCAUUAGCAGCUUCAGAUCCAGCAGUGGUGACUAUUGAUAUGAUUCGUCCAGAUUGGGAACAAAAGUUGAUCUCUGCCAGAAACAGAUUGGCCCGUAAAGCAGCUACUGCCACAGCCAUUCAUGCUUCCAACUUACUAAUUGAUGAUAACAAUAGCGGUCGAAGUUCACAGGCGGGCAGUGUUCUGUUGCGAACCAUGGAGGAUCGAAUGGUGGAAGAGGCCUUGAGAUUGUCCCUUUUAGAUGAAGAGGAAAGAAGACGGAAAGCCCAAGAAGACACAUGA
Molecule: messenger RNA, 1482 nt
Organism: Lizanozyma spartinae
Lineage: Eukaryota; Fungi; Ascomycota; Pichiomycetes; Serinales; Debaryomycetaceae
Gene: SIP5
Product: Sip5p
Exons: 1
Coding region: 1-1482 (493 amino acids)
Cellular component (GO): cytoplasm
Source: RefSeq, a predicted model, not a curated record